ACGGCGGGGGGGACAGGGUGACAUUCGGCAGCUCCAUCACCCCGGCUCCUGUGGGCAGCACAGGCAGCUCAGGGCUGCGGGAAAGAGUGUUACCCUCCUCGUGUCACCCCCUCCCGUGUCACCCCCUCCCAUGUCACCCCGUCCCAUGUCACCCCCUCCCAUGUCACCCUGUCCCUUGCCACCCCCUCCCGUGUCACCCCCUCCCAUGCCACCCCAUUCCAUGCCACCCCAUCCAUGCUGUGACCCCCCUGAUCCUCCUGACCUGACUUUCUCCUGCCCUGCCUUCACUUUUGGGGUUCCCCCCACUAUGGUAUCCCUGUCCCCCAUUAGCUGUGUCACCCCGUCCCUACUGUGUCCAUCGUGCCCCCAGGGACACCCCACCAGCCCUGCCCCGGGGGGUAAAUAGAGUAGGACCUACUUGAAUGGUGGGGAGCACUCGGUUGGAGGCGGCGGGCGGGUGGGACCUGGCUGUGGGGCGCCCUAUAUGUGGGAGGAGGGGGGAGGUGCUGCGGAUUUGAAGCUCCACCCACUAUCUCCCCCCCCCUUCCCCUGGUAGUGAACCCCAAAUCUCUCACCCCCCAGCACUGACUCUGUCCCUGUGGGGAGCUCUGGGGCAGCACCUUGGGGUGGCCCCAGCUGUGCCUCAGUUUCCCCCCCUGGUACAGGGCGGGUGCAGGGGGGCCGCUGCCCAUUGUCAGGCAGCGCAGAGCGGAAGGGGCCCCACUGUCACUGCCCAGGGACGGUGACACGGGGCAGGGGGGCAGCCAUGGAGAAGCCUGCCCCCCACCCAUUUCUGACCCCCCCCGGGGCAUUGGUUUGGGGGUCCCAGGGCAGCAGGGAGCCCCCUGGGUGGGGACAUGGGGACAUUGGUGCUGGGACAGCGAGUGUGAGCAGGGGCCAGAGUGUCCCCACGAUGCCAUCUCCUGCCAUGCACUGACUUCCUGCUGUCACCCGCCCGCAGCUGUUGUGUCCGGUGAUGGUAUCGUGGGGACACAGGGGACACGGGGGGGCCCUGCGCCCGCCACGGCACCCACGUCUGUCACAUUCCCGCAGGGGGGACAGGUCACCAGGCUGGGGAUGGGGGUCUGGGCUGGGGACACAGGUGGUGGCCACGGGGUGAGAGCGCUGGGGACAUGGGCUGGUGCUGGGAACACGCUGGUGUCCACAGGGUGAGUGUUGGGGACAUGGGUUGGUGCUGGGGACACCGGUGGUGGCCAUGGAGUCCGUACUGGGGACAUGGUUUCGUGCUGGGGACACGCUGGUGGCUGUGGGGUGGCAGUGCUGGGGACAUGGGCCAGUGCCAGUGCAGGGACACAGAGGGUGGCCCUGGGACGCUCCCUGGGGACCUAUCCGGUGGCUGGUGGCCAGUGGCCGGUGGCUCUACCCGGGCGUGAGGCCACGGAGGGUGACAGUGGCCAUGGGGGGUGACAGUGGCUGGUGGCCGGUGGCCAUUUCCUGCCACUAAUCAGCACUAAUUGGCUUUGCCCAGGAGCCCGCGGGGGGGCCGGGGGGUAAGAGGAUUUCCCUGUCACCUCCUUCGGGCUCGGACGCCGCGGGGUCCCGCUCCCUGCCCACCCAUGCCACGCUCCCGCGGGGACAAGGGGACCCCCAAAGACACAGAGACCCCCAGCAAGGGGAAAGGUGGGGGGGAGGUGGGUGAGAAAACCCCCAAACCCCCCGAAACAGGCAGCCCCCCCCCGGCUGGCAGCAAGAGCCCCGGCUCCGAGUCCCGGCACGGUGGCCAGAAGAGUGGCAAGAAGGGACACGGGGACCCCCACGCCGCUGCCACCAAGACCUACUCGCCCUUCCUCAACACUGUCUUCGGCAAGGAGCGGGAGCUGUCACCAGAGGAGCUGGACGAGCUGCUGGACGCCUUCAAGGAGUUUGACACAGACCAGGACGGGUACAUCAGCUACAAGGACCUGGGCGCCUGCAUGCGCACCCUGGGCUACAUGCCCACCGAGAUGGAGCUCAUCGAGAUCUCCCAGCACAUCAAGAUGAGGAUGGGUGGCCGCGUGGACUUCGAGGACUUUGUGCAGAUGAUGGGGCCGAAGCUGCGGGAGGAGACGGCUCACAUGGUGGGCGUGAGGGAGCUCAAGAUCGCCUUCCGGGAGUUCGACAUGAACGGGGAUGGGGAGAUCAGCGGGGCCGAGAUGCGGGCGGCCGUGGCGGCGCUGCUGGGGGAACAGCUCAAGGCGCAGGAGGUGGACGAGAUCCUGCAGGACGUGGACCUCAACGGGGACGGGCACGUGGACUUCGAUGAGUUUGUUAUGAUGCUGUCAUCCCGGUAACGAAGCUUUGGGGCAGGAGGAGGGGACCCCCCACCCCGUUCUUGUCAGGAGGAGGGGACCCCCCCGCCACCUCAUCCUUGUCAGCAGGAGGGAACCCCUCCACACACCCCAUCUUUGUCAAGCGCUCCCUGCUCACACAACCAACCCAACUUCUCUGCCACCAUUAGGGUUCAGAGUGAACAACCAGAGCUGUGCCCGUGUCUGGGAGCUGGGCAGACACGAGACCCCCCCACCCCAACAGCCCCCGGGGGUGGCGGCAGCGCAGGGGGGGCGCUGGGGGAGCCAAUAAACCCCCUUGAUCAGA
This is a messenger RNA of Columba livia (rock pigeon), 2595 nucleotides long. It is a transcript of the gene CABP4, whose product is annotated as calcium binding protein 4. Gene Ontology annotation, molecular function: calcium ion binding; calcium channel regulator activity. Gene Ontology annotation, cellular component: cytoplasm. Gene Ontology annotation, biological process: visual perception; regulation of voltage-gated calcium channel activity. The record is from RefSeq and is a predicted model, not a curated record. Bases 1578 to 2291 code for a protein of 237 amino acids. The transcript is spliced from 6 exons. Lineage: Eukaryota; Metazoa; Chordata; Aves; Columbiformes; Columbidae.